This is a messenger RNA of Exophiala xenobiotica, 1586 nucleotides long. RefSeq lists its product as uncharacterized. NCBI's taxonomy places the organism in Eukaryota, Fungi, Ascomycota, Eurotiomycetes, Chaetothyriales, Herpotrichiellaceae. The coding region runs from base 153 to 1535 and encodes 460 amino acids. The record is from RefSeq and is a predicted model, not a curated record. Gene Ontology annotation, molecular function: flavin adenine dinucleotide binding. Gene Ontology annotation, biological process: butyrate catabolic process; fatty acid beta-oxidation using acyl-CoA dehydrogenase. The transcript has a single exon.
CCCGAGCCGAGAUACAAGGCUAUAUUGAGGAGGCAUUCUGGAUAGGAGCAUCACCAUGAUUUGAUCCAUCAUUCCCAGGGAGUAAGACCAUUCUCUGUUCUCUGGAUCUCCCAUUGCAGAUGUCGUAGGUUUUGGUAUAUCUUGAUACAAGCAUGAAUUUCGAACUUCCAUCUGAUCUUCAAUCAUACCUGUCUCGUCUCGAUGCCUUCAUUAAGGACAAGAUCCUCCCAUUACAGCACAAAGACGACAACAAUCGAUUCUUCGACCACCGGCGUGAAGCCUCUCGAACGCAAUGGGACAAUCAAGGCCUCCCCACCGAGGAAUGGGAAGACAUACUCCGCCAGGCGCGCAAACUCGCUGAUGAAGCAGGCUUCUAUCGGUUCGCUUUCCCCAAGGAAUUUGGGGGAACAGGUAGCGAUUCACAGAAUCUGUACAUGAGUGCGAUCAGGUACCAUCUGGCCUCCCAUUCUGUGUACGGAGGCGGCGUGAGUCUUGCGAACGACCUGCAGAACGAGCACAGCGUGGUCGGCAACAACCCCAUUGUCAUUAUGCUCUACCACUACGGCACGCCAGAGCAGCAGCGGACGUUUAUUCCAGCCAGUAUCCGAGGCGAGUUCAGAGCAACCUUCGGAUUGACGGAGAUCCAUCACGGCUCGGACGCCACGCAUAUGGAUACCACGGCGAAACCGAUCACCAUGCCGUCUGGAGAACCUGGAUACUCGAUUAGUGGCAACAAGAAGUGGCAAACUGGUAUGCACAGCGCAACGCACUGCUUGAUAUUCGCGCGGACUUCCGGCAAGGCUGGCUCACCGAAGGGUAUUACUGCGUUCGUUGUCCCUAGAGAUACGCAAGGCUUAACGGUACAUUCGUACCAAUGGACGCUCAAUAUGCCCACGGAUCAUGCGACGGUUCUGCUUGAGGACGUCAGAGUUCCUGCAUCUGCCAUACUAGGUCCUGUAGACAACGGCCUGGCCAUUGCGCAAACUUUCACGCACGAAAAUCGCAUCCGCCAGGCCAGUUCGAGUUGCGGAGCAGCGCGGUAUUGCAUUGAUCGGAGCGUUGAGUACGCUAAGAAGCGCACAGUGUUUGGAAAGCCUCUGGCAUCGAAUCAGGCUAUACAGUGGCCACUGGUGGAGUUGUCGACACAGGCUGAGAUGUUGAGGCUUCUGAUCCUUCGCACAGCUGUCGAGAUGGACCAAGUCACAGCCGCAUGCAAGGCCAACGGCCAAGCGCCAUGGGUUGCCAUUGAGAAACAGCUGGGCCAUAAAAUUGGGAUGUGCAAUUACUAUGCCAACCGACUGGCGACAGAAGCGGCCGAUCGAGCCAUACAAGUACACGGUGGAGUUGGCUAUUCCAGGCAUCAUCCCUUUGAGCAUAUUUGGAGACACUUCAGAAGGUAUCGGAUCACCGAAGGAAGCGAGGAGGUUCAAAUCCGAAAAGUUGCUGCUUAUUUGUUUGGAUAUAAGACGACGGGUGAAGAAGGUGAGAAAAGUAGCACGGAAGAAGAGUUGAAGAGGAGCGAGUCCAAACUGUGACAUGUCAAGCCCGUAGAUAGGACAGUUGGGGUAACAUAAGAUAUAUGCUUC